Messenger RNA from Vitis riparia (riverbank grape), 1445 nucleotides. Its product is annotated as metal tolerance protein 9-like. The transcript has 6 exons. Gene Ontology annotation, molecular function: monoatomic cation transmembrane transporter activity. Lineage: Eukaryota; Viridiplantae; Streptophyta; Magnoliopsida; Vitales; Vitaceae. Gene Ontology annotation, biological process: transmembrane transport; monoatomic cation transport. The record is from RefSeq and is a predicted model, not a curated record. The coding region runs from base 39 to 1217 and encodes 392 amino acids. Gene Ontology annotation, cellular component: membrane.
UGGAGGUGCAUGGAGGUGGCUUUGUAAAGGUGAUCAAAAUGAAGAGCGAAACAGGUGAAGAUUACAGGACGGAGCUCCUCCAUCAGACGCGGCCGGAGGCUGAGUCAUGGCGGCUCAAUCUCAGAGAGUUCCGGCUGCCGGAGCGGAGCUCGGCCGACCCGCCUUUCAGUUUGAAAGGCCUUCUUCAUCACAUGACUCCAAGGAAAAAGGGCAAGGUUGCAGAGUAUUACAAGAAGCAGGAAAGGCUCCUUGAAGCAUACAAUGAGAUGGAAACCAUUAAUUCAAUGGGUUGUUUGCCUGGCCGUCUUACUGAGGAUGAACUGAAGCAGCUUGAAAUGAAUGAGAGGAUGGCCAUUUAUGCAUCCAACAUAGCUAAUCUUGUGCUUUUUACUGCAAAAGUUUAUGCUUCUUUUGAGAGCAGAUCAUUGGCGGUUAUUGCAUCGACUCUCGACUCCUUCUUGGAUCUCUUGUCUGGGUUUAUUCUCUGGUUCACUGCCCAUGCCAUGAGAACACCGAACCAGUAUCGCUAUCCCAUUGGAAAGAAGCGGAUGCAACCGGUGGGGAUCAUUGUCUUUGCAUCAGUAAUGGCAACUCUUGGAUUACAGAUACUGCUCGAGUCUGUUCGGCAACUCAUUUCAGGGUUUCGUUCAAAAAUGGAUGGUGAGAAGGAAAAAUGGAUGAUUGGGAUUAUGGUUUCUGUCACAGUAGUGAAGUUUGUGCUCAUGGUCUACUGCCGGAGGUUCAAGAACGAAAUAGUUAGCGCCUAUGCUAAAGACCAUUUCUUUGAUGUCAUCACAAACUCCAUCGGUUUAGCAACCGCAGUCCUGGCUGUUCAUUUCUACUGGUGGAUUGAUCCUGUUGGCGCUCUAAUAAUUGCAGGAUAUACAAUUGGUACCUGGGCGAAGACCGUCAUUGAGAAUGUGUGGUCACUGAUUGGAAGAAGCGCACCACCGGAUUUCUUGGCAAAACUAACCUAUCUCAUAUGGAACCACCAUGAAGAUAUCAAGCAUAUUGACACAGUGAGAGCAUAUACUUUUGGUUCUCAUUACUUUGUGGAGGUAGACAUAGUGUUGCCAGAAGACAUGUUCCUUGGCCGCGCACAUAACAUCGGUGAGACUCUCCAAGAGAAGCUAGAGCAACUACCUGAAGUAGAACGUGCAUUUGUACAUAUAGAUUUUGAGUUUACUCAUAGGCCCGAGCACAAGACAAAGGUAUGAUGAUGAUGAUGAUGCUGAGCCAAGUUUAGGAUUUUUGGAUGCAUAGGAGAUCUUAAAUAACUUGCCAAUGGAGUGCAUAUGCAUGUCAUGUGAUGGUUUUGUCUUUACUACGUAAUGAUGUCUAUAUAUACAAAUUUUCACCUUAUUGUUUAGAUAUUGAGUUGUAUCAAAGAAGCUUCUUAAAUGUAGAGUUUUAUGCUCAUUAUUGACAACUUUUGUUUGUGAUAA